GGAGUUGGCGGGGAGCGUCCCGCCUUGCCCUGAAGCGCUCGAUCCUUCCAAUUGGCUGCGACUGGCAGGGAGUGGAUUCCCAUUGGCUGCUGCCUGCCGCGCCUCGCCUGGGAAACUGAAAGGAUCUGAACUCCUCUGUGUUGCUGGAGGCGGCGAGUCCGGCGUUUACCUGGAGCACCGGAGCUGCAUCCUAGAACCUCUGGUGUUGGCGGGGAGAGAGAGAAAAAUAUGGAAGGCCUGCCUGAUGUUGCUUCUUUUUCAAGUCGACUCAAAAACACUCUUAUUCAGUACCAUAAUAUUGAAGAUGACAAUUGGCGAGUUGCAAAAAAAACGAAAGAUGUAACAGUUUGGAGAAAACCUUCAGAAGAAUUUAAUGGGUAUCUCUAUAAAGCUCAAGGUGUUAUAGAUGACAUUGUCAAUAGUGUAAUAGACCAUAUACGCCCAGGGCCCUGUCGCUUGGAUUGGGACCGUUUAAUGACUUCAUUGGAUAUUUUGGAGCACUUUGAAGAGAAUUGUUGUGUGAUGCGUUAUACUACUGCUGGUCAGCUUUGGAAUAUAAUUUCCCCAAGAGAGUUUGUUGAUUUCUCUUACACUGUGGGCUAUAAAGACGGACUUUUAUCCUGUGGAAUAAGUCUUGACUGGAGUGAAAAGAGACCUGAAUUUGUUCGUGGAUAUAAUCAUCCCUGUGGUUGGUUUUGUGUUCCACUCAAAGACAAUCCAAACCAAAGUCUUUUGACAGGCUAUAUUCAGACAGAUCUAUGUGGAAUGAUUCCUCAGUCUGCGGUGGAUACUGCCAUGGCAAGCACUUUAACCAACUUCUACAGUGAUUUACGGAAAGCCUUACAAAAGGCAUAAUAUGUUCAAACUUGCAGUACUGUGACCCCUGACUCUGCUCUUUCCCUCCUGCUGCAAGUCCUCUAAAGAUCAUCUAUUUUUCUCUUCUGCAGAACCUGUAGAAACAUUUGGGAUGUUUUUUGUAGCGUAAUGUUUUAUUUUAUUCCUAAAUUAAAUUUCUGUAUAAAAGAGAUUAUUGUUAUUAUUACAUAAUAUUAAUAAUGUAAUAAUUGGUAAUAAUAAUUAAUAAUCAUUGCAUAUUAUUAUUAUUACAUUUUCAUUUGUCCAUUGUUUGGUAUGAUAGUGUGUCUAGUAAUGGAGAGUGUGACAGAAAUGCAUAAAGAAGUAAGUACAGUUCUUUGGCUUAGACUGUUCACAUAAAUUGAAUAGUGCCUCAGUGUGAAUAUUUUGAUUGCUUAGAAAUUAGAUGAAGCACAAACUUCAUGUUUUCAUACUAUUUAAGAGCUUUAUGAACAUUUAUAGAAUUUUAAUUUUUUUGAAGGUAAAUGUUAGUCUUUUCCUUUUGGUGUUUUCUAUUAGUUUGCCAAUGUCUUGAACAAAAGAAAAUAAAGCCUUUCUUUAUAUUUUAUAAGAUAGACUUCAUUGUCAAUUGAACUUGCACUACUUUAAGUAUUAAAGAGACCAAAAAUGAGAAAAGAAUAGUAACUGCAGAUAUAAUUCAAAUAUAAUUUAGUUUUGAUAUCUAGUUAACAUUCUUUUGUAAUAUCUUUAUUACAUUUGUGCAUUUGUUUUGGGAGUCUGAGAGCAUUUAUGCGUGAAUGUGAUAAUGCAAAACAAUUGCCAAAUAUGUGUUGGGUAUACUACACUGAUUGAGCAAUAGUCCGGGUUGUGUGAAAUGGCUGGUGGUAUCUAGUAAUCAUCAACAGAGUCAUCUCUAGGAAAUCAGGAUCAGUGAAUGUACAUGUUUCAAUUUUAGAAGUAUUACUCAACUCAAAGCACUAUAAACUGCAACAUAAACAUGUAAACAUUCACAACUCUGAUAUCACUUUUGUCUAAAACUAUAACAAAUAUAUUCAUAGACACAGACAUUUUGUAUUGAUUAGAAUGAACUAUUAUAGGUCCUUUGUUUCUAUGGCUGUCUUAAGUCAUCAUUCUUUAAUGAUUUUUUUUUUAUUUCAAAUGAUUCUUUGGCUGUUGAACUAUCCACCUAGUUUACUUUUAAGUUGAGAACCUGAGCCCACUCUAUGUGUCUUUGUAAAUCUUGUAUGUAUAUAUAGGUUUGUGUACGUGUACAUGUAUUGAAAUCUCAAUGUUCAAUGUCAAUUCUUAAUAUGCUACUAUUACUAUUUCUAUUAUUUCAUUUCUUUUUCCUUUUUUUGGUGGGAGGUGGGGGGACAUAAUAUGGGAUAAAGUGAGCCCUGGAAAUAAUUACAUGCAGGCAGGCCGCAGAAAAGCACAAAAGUAUAUAGUGGUUCAGGUGCAUGAAGCCUUGAUCUUUGUUUAACUUUAGAAAUUUAUAAGCAGCUAUUAGGUGAUAUUUUAGAUUAUUUUAGAUCUGCUGAGCUCCAGCUGCGUACUGCUUAUUAAAAAACAGCUUAUUGAGAUAAAGUUGCAUAAUCUACAGUUUAUCCAUGUUAAGUCUAUAAUUGAAUAAUUUAAAAAAAUAUAUUUAUAGAGUUAUGCAGCUAAAACUAGAUUCCAGUUUUAGAACAUUUCCAUCACUCCAAAAAAUCCUUUUUGUCAGUUUGCAGACUCAUAUCUAACCUAAGUUUACUAUAGUUGCCAGUAUAAAGAAGAUGAUGAAAAUGAUUAUAAUAGGUCAUUUUUGGUCUUGUUUUUAAGAGUGCAAGUGUGUGUGAUUUAAACUCAGGAACCUUGUGAUAAUAUAGUAGACAUGUUAUCUCUAAUGUCAUAAUUUAAUGUAGGAUUGAUAUUAACGUAUAAUUGAGUAUGCUGUUUGUAUAAGGAGUGCCGUAGGAUAGAAAAAUAAUCUAAGCCAUGUAUGUAAUUUUAAAAUUUUCUAGCAGCCACAUUAAAAAAUAAAAAUAAGCAGAUGAAAAUAAUUUUAAUAAUAUAUUUUAUUUAACUCAAUAUAUCCAAAAUAUUCUUAUUUCAACAUGUAGUCAAUGUAAAAAAAUUAUUGAGAUAGUUUAUAUUCUUCUGUACUAAUUACUCGAAAUCUAGAAGUGUGUUUUGCUGAUUGGGACUAGCCAUAUUUUAAGUGCUGCUUAGCCACAUGUCAGUGAUUACUGUAAUAUUUAUUAUUCAGCAUAGUUCUGUACUGUAUUUAUUCAUUUGUUUUGCUACAAGGUGAAGUAGAUAAUUUCAUGAAAUUACUUUCUCAAGUAGAAGUCUUCUGUAGUCUCUAUAGUCUUCAAUACUUGCUAAAUAGGAUAUCUGAGUUUUAUAAAUAAAUCAAUAAAAUAAAAUUAUUGAGUGACCCCAUGCUUUGGGCCUCUAGUAAGGUGCCACAUUAUUGGAGGCAUGUGGUACAGCAAACUUCUUACUUUAUGUGGUUCAGUAGUAGAGCAGUGUUUGCCCACAUCUGAGGUACUGGGUUCAAUUCUCAGCACCACAUAAAAACAAAUAAAUAAAAUAAAGGUAUUGUGUUCAUCCACAACUAAAAAAAAAAAAAAAAAUAGUGAGCCCAAAUAUUUUCCUUUAAAGAUAAAUAACUUUUGAUAAGGCAAUUGUGGAAGUGAAAAAACAUAAUCUGCCUUUUAUAUGUGGUUGAUUGUUUUCUGUACUUUAUAGUUAGUAUGUUCUAGAAACUUGUAUAUAUAGAAAAUAGUCAACAUAGUACUGUUUUCAGCACAUAGUGGCUAUUUUUUAAGGAAAUUAAUUUCAUACAGUAAGAAGUAAUUUGUCAUAAAUGACACUUUUGCAUGAAAUACUGGUUUGUGUUGAUAACUCUUAAUUAGUCCUGGAUGUUUAAAACAAUACUCAGCAAAAAUAAUUACAGGAAUUUGAUGUUCUGUGUCAAUCUAUAAUUUAAACUGCCAGAGUAGGAGAGAUUGUAAGUUAGGAAUCUCUUCAUCUCAAUGUUCCUUGAGAUUGGAUGUAUUUGAAAUUGAUUUCCAUAUGUAAAAUGGAGAUUUUAGUUUCUUUUUCCUCCUCUGCUCCUAACUGAAGGACAUUUUAUCAGUACUCAGGUUGAAUUAAAUUAACAUAUGAAGCUAAAAACUCUGUAAUUGAGGUUGCCUCUGAAGAAGAUAGGAAAGCCCUUAAUUGUAUAUUGAACUUUUAGCUCAGAAAUUUGAUGUAGAUAGCAGUUUUACCUCUUUACUCAGCAUACUAGCAUCCUUAGUAUCAGAUGUUAAAUCCAGUUUCUUUUUAUUAAGUGGAUACUGUAGCUUUCUCAACUCAAUAUUUAAAUUAACAAAGGAGCUAAGGGAAAUUUGGACUUUGUCAGAUUUCCAUUAGCACCUGUAUUGUAUAAUUACUAGUCCAUUGUAUCUCCAUGCCUUUCUUGUUUUCUUUUUUCUGUGCGAGCGAUCAGAUCAGGGCCUCAUGCAUGCUAGGCAAGUGCUCUACUAUUGAGCCACAUUGCCAGUCCUCAGUUUAUCUCACUGCAUUUCUGGAAAUAGGGCAUAAUAGGAUUGGAGCAUAGAAGAAAUAUUAGAUUCAUUCAAAAGCACAGAAAGUUGGAAUUAUAAUUUCUUCAUUAUUGUGUUGCUUCUAAGUGUUUUACAUAUGUAGCUGAAUAUUAAAAUUUUAUCUUUUACAAUUCAAGAAAAGGUGUAUUCUAUAUAGAUAUAGAGUUUAUAAUUAUUUUAUGAAGCAGUUUAUAAAAUAAUAGCAGCAUUAUUAGUAUGAAUAAAAUGCAUACUUAUUUUUUAAUUGCUAUGAAAUAUAUUAGAAUAAAAACUUGUAGACACAUUUGUAAUGAGUCAUUGAUCUUGUCUGAGUAAGUUUCUUUAACCUUAAAUAAUGACUAAAUAUUUAGUUUUAUAUAUCUAGAUUUAAAGUACAUAAUUUAACUUCAUAAACAGUUACAAGUGAAAUAUAUAAACCUGGAAAAUAAAGUUAACAACACAUAGGAUAAUCUCCCACUAACCUCAUAUAUGUUAGCCACAAUACUGCUGCUUCCAUGGUGCUGAAUCUUUGCUAUACUGUAUUAGCUUUCCAUUACUAUUAUAAAAUACCAGAUGAAAUUAAUUUGAGAAAAAGUUUACUUUGCCUCACAGUUCUGGAGCUUCCAAUCCAGAAGCAAGUGACCCCAUGCUUUGGGCCUCUGGUAGGGUGCCACAUUAUUAUGGAGGCAUGUGGUACAGCAAACUUUUUACUUUAUGAGCCCUGAAAUGAAGAGAAAGAAAGAAAUCAAGGUUCCCCGUCCCUUGCAAGGGCAUGUUCCCAGUGACCUGUGGAACUUCCAUUGCCACCUCAGACUAUUACUACCCUAGGAUCAAGCCUUUAACACAAGGGCCUUUUGGGGGCAUUCAGCAUCCAAACUAUAGUAGUUAAUAUAUACUUAGAUAGAAUGUAUUCUGCCUUCAUUGCAAUAACAUAUGGUCAGAGUUUAUCAUGCAUGUGUUCAAAUAAUAUACUAAGUUGAUUAGAAACUAUGGAUAAUUUCAUUUAGAAUUGAAAAAAGCUGUAAAUAAUUAUAAGGACACCCAUGAUUCAUAUUAUAAAAAAGCAAUUAGGGAUGUGUGUAAUUGGAAAUAUGAUUAUCAAGUGGCUUAAACAAAUGGAAAGUUAUUUUCCUCAUUUAAUAAUAAUAAUAAUAAUAAUAAUAAAAACCCUGGUACUAUCAUCAGAAUGUUUGUGUUCUCCCUGUACAUUCGUAUAAUGAAAUCCUAACCCCCAAGGUGAUGGCUCUAGGAGGUGGGGCUCUGGGAGGUAACUAGGUCACCCUCAUGAAUGUAUUUAGUACCCCUAUAAAAGGCCCAAAUGAGAUCCUCACUCCUUCUGCCAUGUGAGGACACAGUGAGAAGGCACUCUGAGGAAGUUGGCCCUUACCAGGUCCCAAAUGUCAAAGCACCUUGAUCUUGAAAGUCCUCCAAAAAUGCCAGAGAUAAAUUUGUUUACCAAUCACCUAGUUUAUGGUAUUUUGUUAUAGCCCCUGGAAUAGGCUAAGACAUCUGGGUAUAGGUAAUUUGUCAAUGUUUCUCAGCUCAAGGUUGUCAGACUCAGUGUUUCCACAGUCGUCUUGAUCUUUCCCUUGUAAUUAUAAGAUAACUGGCUGGUCCUGGAAAUACAGGUGCAGUCAAGAUGCAGGGGAAGGAAGGGCAUCUCUCAGCUUCAUCUAUCUUAUCAGAAAAGUAUGACCUUUUUUCUAAAAGCCUCCAGUAGCUUUUAUUCCUGCUGGUCUGGAUCACACAACUAUGCAUAACUGUAAUGGUGACUGGGAACAAGCACAAGGGCUCCUAGCUUCUGGGAGAGGCAGCUGACCAUAACUGGAGAGUCAACCAUACCAUCACCCACUGGAUCAAUUUUGGGAAGUGUGUGUAAAGCUCCUGUAGAUGUUGUGUAGAAAAUGAUGGACCCUUAAUGUAGAAAUGAAAAAAUAGUAAUUUGUUUUCUUCAAAAAACAUUUUGAGCCCCUUUUAAUGACAGAUGCUACAUGGCUAUUUCUAAUUGAUGUAAUGAGGUGAUGGAAUUUUCCCUUGUAGGUUGUUUGGGUUGUUUGUUGAUAAUUGAUGUCACAUGGCAUCCAAUGUGAAUGAUCUGUGUUUGUAUUGUUGCCCUGUUUCUUUACUUUGGACUAAAGGGUUCAUAUGGAAGGCCUUCAUAGUCAAGCAAGGACAGAAAAUGCUGAAAAAUGAACUGCAAAUAUAUCCCAGGAGAUACCGAGGGUGGGUCCAUACUACUUGUGUUAUAAGUUGUACGUGAUUAGAGAAGUGCAGAAUUCUGUGAUAAAAAUAUGGAGGAAGCAGAGGGUUUAUGUUCCAAAAUAGGCUUUUAUUCAUUCAUAUUCUUUUCCAGAAGCUUUACCUUCCUACUUGUGUGUGUGUGUGUUUUUUUUUUUUUUUUUAAAGUCCAGGGCAGCUGACUUUUGAUUAAAGGAAGGAAAUAGUCUAGAGAUUGCACAAAACCAGAUUGAAGUAAAAAUAAGGCAGAUUUCAUAUAUCAAAAAUUGAUUAAUUGAUGGGAGACCAUUUCCCUCAGUUCCUGAAAUUGAGAGGUCUUUGUUUAGAAUAAAAAUGUCUUCUCAACAAAACCAAGAUUUUGGACCUAAUGGUGGUGAAUAUAUCAAGAUGUAAUUCUGAGUUUAUUGUUAUUGAGAAAAGAAAAAUAAUUGAGGCUAGAUUAUUAUGCAUCUGUCAUAAUUGUAGAGAUUAUGCAAAAAUGUGUAUGAUGUCAUGACUGGUUGAUGUAAAAAGGUCUACAAUAUGAUUACAAAUUUGUAAGAAAAGUAAACUAAUACUAGAGAAAAAGAUGAUGAUUGUUUUUGGAAAACAUGGUAAUUUUCUACUCUUCUAUAUUUUCAAAUUUUUAUAAUGAAUUAUCAGUUUUUAUUUGAAUUGCUACCAUUGUUUCUAGUAAAUUGACUUCCCAAUACUGAGAGAAUUGGAUGAAUAAAUAGUCUGUUUCUUCUUAGUCACUGUAAACUUAUGAAGCCAUUAUGUUUCUGGAUAUGAUAUCUAUUUAAAUAAAAUGAGCCUGUUGUAUUAAAUAA
This is a messenger RNA of Ictidomys tridecemlineatus (thirteen-lined ground squirrel), 7417 nucleotides long. It is a transcript of the gene Stard4, whose product is annotated as StAR related lipid transfer domain containing 4. The record is from RefSeq and is a predicted model, not a curated record. Gene Ontology annotation, molecular function: cholesterol transfer activity; cholesterol binding. Gene Ontology annotation, biological process: intracellular cholesterol transport; cholesterol transport involved in cholesterol storage; cholesterol import. Lineage: Eukaryota; Metazoa; Chordata; Mammalia; Rodentia; Sciuridae. Gene Ontology annotation, cellular component: cytosol; endoplasmic reticulum.